This is a messenger RNA of Tuber aestivum (summer truffle), 534 nucleotides long. The record is from the annotation of a GenBank genome assembly. Lineage: Eukaryota; Fungi; Ascomycota; Pezizomycetes; Pezizales; Tuberaceae.
AUGUUAGCGGCGGAAAUGCAGUUUAGGGCGGCUCCAUAUUCUCAGACAACGCAAGGGGGGAGACCAAACGCACCGGUAUCAAAGGGAAGGGAUGGGUUAAAGUUGAAUAUAGUGUUUGCCCAAAGUACUGAUGCCGUUGAUGGGGAGGAUGAGAAAGGUUUUUUUUUUUUUUUUGUUUCCUACCUUCUCACACCCAGUCAGCGAGGUGGGUAGUGGGUGGAUUGAUGGAUGGACGAGAUGGGUCUGUAAUUAAGAGUUAUUGAUAGAGGCAAACAAAAGAGCGAUCUCGUACUUGGGUAUCACGACCUCGAAGCUUCAAUAUCCCAUGAAAUAUCUCGAGGUCUCUCUGAGAAAGUUUGGGUUGUGAGGAAGUCGCGCCCGGAUCUCGACGACAACACCAGCAGGCAUCAGGAGGCAGAGGACAAGGACCAGCAGCGUCAGGACGCACCGGACGCAACAAUGGAGCCUCCGGACGCGACCCCCGCCAAGACAAUGGGAAAAUCCUUGUUGCAAUUUACUCCUAAUUCGGUCUAG